Molecule: messenger RNA, 929 nt
Organism: Suillus clintonianus
Lineage: Eukaryota; Fungi; Basidiomycota; Agaricomycetes; Boletales; Suillaceae
Exons: 2
Coding region: 144-860 (238 amino acids)
Biological process (GO): C-terminal protein methylation
Cellular component (GO): membrane
Molecular function (GO): protein C-terminal S-isoprenylcysteine carboxyl O-methyltransferase activity
Source: RefSeq, a predicted model, not a curated record
CGUUAGUCUCUACCCAAAGGGGAAAAUUCCCAGUCUGCACCUCAACCCUUGUUGGUGCUGGAUGACUAGCUGCAACCCCUGACUACAGGGCACAGCGCAUCGAUGGAUAAAAGCACCCUCAAUGCCGAGCCUUCCUCACAAAUAUGGAAUCCCUCCUCAAGAUACCACUCAUUCUUUCGUCCCCACUCGCUUUGCAUGUAUCUGGCACACCGCCCAAUACCCCCACCAGUAACGAUGUUGUUCACUACAAUCCUAUUGAGUGGGUUCUCACCCAGGAUAUCAAAUACGGGCUCCCGCUCGCAAAGGCACUCUCCUGGGCUGUUGCUUUGAUAGAACUCGCUGCCAUCGCCUCUCGCGUGAUAGACCCCACCAGUCUUCCCAGCGGGAUGCAAAGCGUAGCCGCUGUGCUUCAAACGAUUCAAGACGUACCCAUCACCAGUUCCCAGCUUCUCGCUGGCACCGCACUCAUGGUUGCGGGGGGUUUACUACGCUGGUGGUGUUUCCGCACUCUCGGUCGUUUCUUCACAUUCCAUCUCAGUGUUCGCAAAGAGCACACGCUUGUAAAGACCGGACCAUACGCAGUCGUCCGCCAUCCAUCCUAUCUGGGAGCGGUUGCGCAAUCCAUCGGCAUGUUUGUCUUGCAUGGAUCGUGGUCAUCGUUCUUUAGACGCUCAGGCGUUUUAAAUAUCCCUGUGGUGAAAGUGAUUAUGAUGGCAGUGCUGGCGCAGAGAAUAACUGCUAUAGUAGGCCUCAUGUUUAGGAUCGACAAUGAGGAUAAAAUGAUGAAGUCAAUCGCAAAAGAUGAGUGGGUGGACUGGGCUAAGGUGGUUAAAUACCGGCUCAUCCCUGGUAUCUACUAAAUACAAUACGUAUGUCAUAUACUAUACUGCCAAGUGCGUAGCGUUACUACCGUUGAAAUUUUGAUGUAC